AUGAAGCUCAAGCGCUUCCUUCUGAGAUAUUUCCCUCCUGGAAUCGUUCUGGAGUACCAGCGGAGAAAUGGAGAUGUCGAGACGAAGUCCAUCGACCUCCUGAACCUCACACCCGAGACCGACGUGGAGGUCCUCAUCAACCAAAUAGUCUUCGAGGAGCCCUUGAUCUCCGAAAACAAGAAGGACACUCUUCGAAAGAUGAUCUACAAGCUCAUGGAAAAGAUUGACAACAAGGACUCACAGCGGUUCUAUCUGUUCAAGAUUCUUAGAGCCCACAUUCUGCCCUUGACGAACUGUGCCUUCAACAAGUCCGGGUCGAAGUUCAUCACCGGCUCCUACGACCGAACAUGCAGAGUUUGGGACACGCUGAGCGGCGAAGAGCUCCUGACGCUGGACGGGCACAAGAACGUGGUGUAUGCCAUUGCUUUCAACAAUCCCUUUGGUGACAAAAUCGUCACCGGCAGCUUUGACAAGACCGCGAAGCUCUGGGAUGCCAACACAGGGCAGUGCAUUCACACUCUCAAGGGCCACCACACCGAGAUUGUCUGUGUUGCCUUCAAUGUACAGGGCACGCAUGUUGCGACCGGCAGCAUGGACAACACAGCAAAGCUCUGGGAUGUGGAGACCGGCCAUCAGAUCGCUUCUCUGGAUGGUCACUCUGCCGAAAUAGUUUCACUGAAUUUCAACACCGACGGGGACAAAAUUCUCACCGGUUCCUUUGACAACACCGCGAAGGUUUGGGAUGUGCGGAGUGGGCGGUGUGUGCACACUCUUGCUGGCCACCGCGGGGAAAUCUCCUCGACGCAGUUUGACUUCACGGGAGAUUACUGCAUCACUGGAAGUAUUGAUCGCACUUGCAAGCUCUGGGACGUCAACAACGGGCAGUGCAUGGAGACCAUGCGAGGCCACUCAGAUGAGGUCCUGGAUGUGUGCUUUAACACAACUGGCAAUCGCCUCGUCACUGCAUCUGCGGAUUGCACGGCUCGGGUUUACAACGUCAUGACCGGCGCUUGCAUAUCUAUCUUGAUAGGCCAUGAGGGCGAAAUCUCCAAGGUUCAGUUUAGCCCAAAUGGAUACAAGAUCAUCACGGCAUCCAGUGAUCGCACCUGCCGCUUGUGGUCUGUCGAGACUGGCGAGUGCCUGCAGGUCUUGGAAGGACACAGCGAUGAAAUCUUCUCGUGUGCUUUCAACUACGAAGGCGACACCGUCAUCACUGGGUCCAAGGACAACACUUGCAGGAUCUGGAAAGACAACUUUUUCACUCCGGCCGACGAGGAUGAUCAGUAUGACCGGUAUGAAGACUGA
Symbiodinium necroappetens is the source of this 1305-nucleotide messenger RNA. Lineage: Eukaryota; Dinophyceae; Suessiales; Symbiodiniaceae. The record is from the annotation of a GenBank genome assembly.